AUGUGUGUUGCUCUAGCUGCUGAACGGCAGCCAUCCUGUGAUCACAAAGGAAACCAGUGUGAAGACAAACCAAGAGAGACAGAUAAACCAAGAGCGUACCUUUUUCAUACAGUGUUUGACGACGAAGCCCUAGAGAUUUCUCUAUCUCUGGAAUUUCCAGAAGUUGAGCCACAAUCCAACCACCAGGCUCUGACCACUUGCAGCAGUUGGCUUUGCAGCCUAGACCCCAACCUCCCGAGGCAGGGAAGGCAGGCGGACUGGUGGAAGCAGCCCCCUCGCCCAACCCGCCCUGGAGCCAGAGGAGCCGCCCUCCCACCACCCAACCCCCACGCCGACCCGGGAAGCGCACAAACGGGGGCGGUGCGACUACCCGUUCGCGGCGACAGCAGCAGCAGCACCCUCAGGCCCUCCCGUGAAACGGCGGCAGCUGCAGCAGCGGCGCUGGGAAAGGCGGGAAUGGUCCUGAGAGGCAGAGGGGGAGGCCGGGGCGGGAGCGACUGCAUGUGGGGCUGCACUGGAGGGAGGCGGAGGCGCUCAGGGGGCUCGGCUUUUUUUACGAUUAUCAUCAUCAUCUCGUUUUACCUGUGGCGCAGAAAGGCUCCCCAGCUCCUACUCCCUGAAUCCUCCUCCUCCUCCCCUCCUCUUUCUCUCUCUCUCCCUCAGUCUCUGCCAGGCGCUUGCGGAACCAGCCGGGCCCGGCCCGACCUGAAAGAGAACAGGGCGGGAGGGGGCGGCGGUGACCAGCGACCACGUGACCACGCUCGCGCAGUAACGGCGGCCGCCUCCUGCCGCGCGCCCUCCCCGCGCUCCACCUCUAAUAACCCCGCGGCUCGAGCGCCCAGGACGCUGGUGCGCAGGCGCCCGCCCGGCCUGGAGGCUGCGCGGGCGCGCAACGCGCUCGCUCUCGGGGCCCAGUCUAUGGGACCAUGCGGGGCACGACGUGGGGAGUGAGCCGCAGGCCAAACCCUCUACGGAGCCGGCCGGCUACCAGUACGCAUGCGCGGGAGGGCUCGUUCCACCCCCUCCCAAACUUUCUCCGUGUCCUCUCUCUUGCGCCCCAACCUGCGCCCAGAUGUAGCCUUAGGAACCUGGUACCGAGACUUCACCACUCACACCCUCCACCACCUCCCCAGGGUGGGACUGAGAGUAAGAGAGAUGUCAGCCCCUGAGAAACUCCGAAUAGGCUGGCCCUCCUGCCUCAGAAUUUACAUUUCCUAGUUGCGUGUAAAUGGCCUGCUGGACGUUUUUUUACAGCUGAGUAGACUCCUGUUCAUGCUUCAGGACCCAGCCCGUAACUUACUCCGAAACAUACUCUACUCUCCUUUGGGGAAGUCAUUAACAUUUUAUGCAGAUCUACUUUGUUAUAACCCACAUAAGUUUUGUUUUGUUUUGUUUUGUUUUGUUUUGUUUUACAAAUCCGCAAUACUAGGCUCAGAUUUUAUCUCUACUCUAAAAACCUAGGACAGUAUGUGUCUUCAGCAUUGUGGUAUCUCAGUAAAAUUCUGAUGACUGUCAGAACACAGGCAAUGCCUAAACUCUAGGUCUUUGUCCUCCACCUCUACUUACUCAUGAUUUAAGAUUUCCUUUAACCUUAGCACAUGGACUGCUGGUGUUUGUUUCUCGAAUAUGAAAGCCUUUCAAUGGGAAUGCUAAUUAGAGUGGUAAAUGCUUCACCUAGUAAAAAAGAUUUAUGGUCUUUUAUUGGCCUAUCUUCACAAAGAGCUCCAAAAGAAAUUGAUAGUGUUGAGUCCAGAAGAAGGGAACCAAGAAAGAAAAAGGUCAAAUUUUCAAAGGUUAGCUAGCCUCCAUGGAGGGUCCCUGUGUGGGAGACCUUUGUUCAAAACCCUCCCCUUUGCACAGGGAUUCCCUCCAUACUGUUGGCCGGCCCUCUUUGUUGCAGGAGCUGGACAGGUCAACUUAAUGCCUCUUGCCAAGUCUAAUCAGGGCAAAUAAUUAAAAUGUAAAAACUUAUUAAAUAUCAUUUCUGGCUAAGUCCUGUCAUCGUUACCUCUCAUCGUUAAAUGAGGUGAAUACCUAGAUGCUGUUCAGGAACUAUAACUAGCAACAAAAUUCCAGAAAAUGUUGGGAUAAAUGCUAAGCAAGGAACAGUAUUAACAAGGGCUUCUGAGAAAGUAGGAAAAUCACAGCCCUCAAGCCUCCAAUCUGAUAGGUCUGAAAUGUUGAUGGACUUUUUCCUACAUUUACCAAUAUAGACACACACACAGUGAUCCCACCUGAUAGUUGCAGCUACCACCCAGGAUAUGCUAGUAGCACCCCAUUCUAAAUACAUCCAGUCCAAGGUUCAGACUCUAUGAGAAACUGUAUUUUCGUGGCCUAUGAUAAACCCCAAUAUCCAUGUGCUUGUGUAAUACUCUCCCCUUGAAUCGAGGCUGGACCUGUUACUGCUUUAAACAAUAGAAUGUGGCAAAACGACUGCCAGUUUCCAGGCUGAAGCCGUAAGAAGUCUUUGCAGUGACAACACUGAAAUUUGCUGGAACCUGUACUCAGGGAAAACAGAAAUGAUUAAGAAGCCCCCCCCCACCUGUUUGUGUUCUGGAAAACGGCUUACCACAAAGAACCACCCUUCUCGCUUCUGUUUUUGCCCUUUGGAAGAAGAACCAUGAAAGAAAUCUAACUACUCCAAGACUGCCAUGCUGUCAGAAGUCUCACCUAGCCGUUUCAAGAGGCCAAAUAGAGGAAAACUUGAGGACCUGGGCUAAUCGCCCCAGCUGUGCUCCCACUGGAUACAACACAACCUACCGCGCAUUGAGUGAGUGAGCCAUCUUAGAAGUGGAUUCUCCAGCCCCAUCAAGUUGCCCCAGCUGAUGCCACAUGGAACAGAGAUGAGCUAUUCUCCACCAUGCCCAAAUUGUAGAAUUGUGGACAAAUAAAUAAAAGUGUCAUGUUAAACCACUCA
This is a messenger RNA of Lutra lutra (Eurasian river otter), 2917 nucleotides long. RefSeq lists its product as uncharacterized. NCBI's taxonomy places the organism in Eukaryota, Metazoa, Chordata, Mammalia, Carnivora, Mustelidae. The transcript has 3 exons. The record is from RefSeq and is a predicted model, not a curated record. The coding region runs from base 1 to 951 and encodes 316 amino acids.